AUGGUAGUAACAAGAGCACAGCAACAAUUACUUGACGAUCAGACCGGCAACUAUAUUUGGAACAACUGCAUCCGCAAUAUCGAAAUCGAACCUACAACGCAAACUCAAGCGACCGAAGUAUUUAUUCUUCGUCGACCAUUACCAUUUGAAAUGGCAGAGAAAGCACCGCGCAUUAACAAACAAUUGAAUCAGUCACCAACAUUCAGUGGAAAACUAACCGAAAAUGUGACCAAGUGGCUGAAAGGUAUUACGAACGAGUUCAAUGUGGUGAAGUUCGACGAUAGCCAAAAACUGGGGAUUAUUCAAACAUAUUUGGUUGAUGAUGCAAGAAAAUGGUUCACCAAUAACAUGAGAACAUUAGAGACAUGGUCAGAAUUCAAUGAAGCAAUUGAGAAAAUAUACACAUCGACGAUUGCAAAAGAAGUAGCUAUUAGCCAAGUAGAGCAGCGUCGUCAAGGCUUAGAUGAGACUGUCAUGCACUAUUACAACGACAUGAUGGAAUUAUUUGAGGCUAUGGAUCAUCGAAUGAGCGACUCAUUAAAGGUCAGCUAUUUAAAAACUGGACUGAAAUUGUCAUUUGAGAAGGAAGUGUGA
Messenger RNA from Didymodactylos carnosus, 594 nucleotides. The record is from the annotation of a GenBank genome assembly. Lineage: Eukaryota; Metazoa; Rotifera; Eurotatoria; Philodinida; Philodinidae.